CUUGGCAAUGCCACGGCCAUCGUCGACAACCCGAACGGGGCUCAGUACAUCGCUCAGCUGCCCAGCAAUGCCUUCGACACCGAUUUAUUCCCCAGCGGCGGUAAUGUGCAGGGAGCCAUUCAGGCGGUCUCUAUGCCCAGCGGUCAAGGCGUGAUGUUCCACGUCGAGUUCUCUGGUCUGCCUGCCUCUGGUGGCCCAUUCCUCUACCACAUCCACGAUCAGCCAGUCCCUGCCGAUGGCAACUGUACUGGCACUCUGGCCCAUCUCGACCCUUACCAGCGAGGCGAGGAGCCCGCCUGCGACGCUUCCCUGCCCGAGACCUGCCAGGUUGGUGACCUCUCUGGCAAGCACGGCAGCAUCAACGGCACCGAUUUCUCCACCACCUUUACGGAUGAGUUUGCCUCGACCCUAACUGGCAUCGGCGCCUUUUUCGGCAACCGCAGCUUCGUCCUUCACUUUGCCAAUACGACCCGCAUCACCUGUGCCAACUUCACCGCCGUC
This is a messenger RNA of Cryphonectria parasitica EP155, 501 nucleotides long. Its product is annotated as Cu,Zn superoxide dismutase-like protein. The annotation marks the transcript as partial. The transcript has 2 exons. The record is from RefSeq and is a predicted model, not a curated record. Gene Ontology annotation, molecular function: metal ion binding. NCBI's taxonomy places the organism in Eukaryota, Fungi, Ascomycota, Sordariomycetes, Diaporthales, Cryphonectriaceae. Gene Ontology annotation, biological process: superoxide metabolic process.